AUGUCAUUGUCUCGCAAUGGUUUGUCUCAGUUAUGGCUCUUAAGAAGCGGUGAUUUACCGACGAAGAAGUGUUUUGUGUCCCAAUCCGUGUCCACUCGCCAUAUAAUGGACUGUUUGGGCGCAACUGCGGUGACCGCCGCCGAAGUGAUGGCCACCGAUGUUGUGAUGGAAGACAUUGAGACACCGAUGGACUCGUUGUUGACCGACGGCUGUGUCUUCGAUGACAAACCAGUGCCGCAGUCAUUGACACCACAGCAGACGCCCAUUGAGUUGAGCGAAGAGUUGGUACCGACAGAGCGACCAUUAGUUAGUGGCGCCGAAGAGUCGGCGUCCGGUGUAGUGAUUGACGACAAUAUGAUUGUUGUGAACAAUAGUCACGAAACGAGCGAAAAGACGCCGACAAAUGACACGAACGCGAGUCCAGUGGUCGACACCGAGGACUGCAAAGACGGGCUGAUUGUGAGGUCCGGGCGGUCGGCGGCGAUGGACCGGUCGUUGCGGUCGAGUCACGUGCGAGAAGUGCAUCAAUUGAAGACUGAAGUGCAGAAACUGAAGACCGAAUUGACUCAAUUCAGACGCCAGAAGACAAACGUUAGGCUCAAGAAUAAGAAGUUGAAUCAAUUGAAGGCCGAGAACGAGAAGUUGUCCAAUGAGUUGCUGUUCUCACAUAAGAUCAACGAAAUACUGACCAAAUUUAAGCACUACUUCGAGGAGAGGUUCGCUCUUAUGAACGAUAAUUGUCUCCAAAGUGACCAAAAUUUAGUUGAUUUGCAAAUGGAGUACAAAAACACUUUGAAUGAAAGGCAAACGAUUGACGCGUUGAACAAAAGCGUUGACUUGAAGUACAAAUUGUUUCCCGAUUUAAAUAACUCUAAAAAUAAUGCAACUUUUGGUGUAAAUAAAACUACAUUUGAAUCGAUAAUAGCAAAACGGCAGAAAUCUAGAGGUCGGCCGCGAAAGUUGGACACAUUGGACGACUCGGCAGAGGGUAUGGCCGCUGAGAUGACGGCGUCGUCCGUCAAGAGAGCAGCUAAACACUCUUUCAAAUGCACAUACGAUGGCUGCGCCUAUCAGUGCACCAGAAGUAAAAUGUUGAGCGAACACAUCAACAGCGCCCACACCGGAGACCGACCAUAUGUGUGUCCAAUGACCGACUGUAAUAAGUCGUUCGCGCGCUCCAACACAUUGGAUGUUCACUUGAAGUCAUGUCACAGCGAUUUGCGGCGCUAUCGGUGCACGUGGGAGGGCUGUAACGCCGCACUUAAGACCAAACUCGGCCUUUCUAUUCAUUUACAGAGACAUUCGGGAGAGAAGCAGUUCCGGUGCGAAUGGCCCGGAUGUUCCUAUAGAGGAAUGACUAAACAAAGACUUGAAAUACACAUAAUGAAUCACACGGGAGAGCGACCCUAUAAGUGUAUGUGGCCCGGAUGUGACGCCAACUUUACUUCAUCCGACUGUCUCAGGUCUCAUCAAAAGUCUCACAGCAAUAACCGUCCGUAUAGGUGCGAUUGGCCGGGUUGUGACUCUGCAUUCAAGGCGAACCGCGCGCUCACUAUUCACAAAGUGAUUCACACGAAUGAGAAGGUGUUUCGAUGCAUUUGGGAGAACUGCGAGUUCCGCUGCAAUCGUUACCACAUUCUGGCCACUCAUCGACUGUCGCAUACGGGGGGCAAGAAGUUCGGGUGCAGUUGGCCCGGCUGUGAGUCCAAGUUUGACCGCCGCAACAAACUGGAGAUGCAUUUAAUGAUACAUCGGGGCGAUAAACCGCAUAAGUGCGAGUGGCCCGGCUGUGAGAAGCGCUUUGUCGAGAAGGGCAACAUGCGCAAACACUAUAAUAGCGUUCACUCCAAGGCCUGACCUGAAGUAUGAUUGUAGGCCCUAAUCGUCAAAAUGUUUAUAUUUUUUGCUUGUUUUUUAAUUCUCAUUGAUA
This is a messenger RNA of Medioppia subpectinata, 1930 nucleotides long. NCBI's taxonomy places the organism in Eukaryota, Metazoa, Arthropoda, Arachnida, Sarcoptiformes, Oppiidae. The record is from the annotation of a GenBank genome assembly.